ACAAUUAGGUUAAAAUUCCAUUCGUGUUACUUAUUUGUAAAUGUUAAUAUGAAAUUUCUAUUAAUUUUUAUAUUGGUUUUUUUUAACCAAGUGCAAUCUGAUUCGUUUUUGGAUGGCCUUCUAGAAAACAUGUUAGGCAGAAUUGACAUUAAUAGAAUUAAAGCACUGAAUAUAAACCCCAUAUGUGCACUGCAAAUAGAAAUAUUAAUAAAUAAUAAGGAUAUCUUAUUGAAAAUGUACGAUGCAUCGGCUAAAAUACCUUAUUCAGGAAUGAUGGACUCAGGACGAAUGAAACUCGGAAAUUAUGAUGAAUGCAUUGAAAUAGAUCAUAGUAUAAAUAGUAUUCGUAUUUUGGGCAAAUAUUGCCUUGCUGGACUGGUAAUUCCUGAUAUUACGAAUAUAACAAAUAUUGAUAAAUAUUAUAAACUUGCAACCUGUAUACCUGAUGCAUGUUCUGCUAAUGAACUUCUUACACUAGCAAAUGCUUUUUUAUUUGAAGGAUUUCCUCCAAUUUUUAUAGACGACUAUUGUUCAACUAAAGAAACUGGAAAAGAAUUGUCAACUGGUAAUAUAAUAUCAAUGUUUGCCAUUUUUCUAAUUACAACGAUAGUAAUAUUCAGUACAAUUUAUGACAUUUAUUGUCAAAAAAUUAAUUAUAAACCAGCUCAUCCUUUAUCAUUGGCAUUUUCCGCAGUAACAAAUACAAAAAAUAUUCUGAAAGUUUCGCAAACACCUUCUGGAGAAAGCAUUCAAAUUUUUAAUGGCUUCAGGGCCAUUAGUGUUGCUUGGAUCAUUUCUGGACACGGCAUUCAAAUAUUUGCAAAUGAGGUCAUGCCUCUAGAAAACUUAGACAAGCUUUAUACAACAAUGCAAUCAAGAGCAUCGACUUAUUUUUUUUCAGGUACAUUAGCUGUCACUACUUUUUUCUUCAUGAGCGGAUUCCUAAUAAGUUAUUUGUAUUUCAAAAGGAAACCUAAAAGUUGGUUAGCACAAUUAAAAACUAUUCCUAUGUUAUACAUUCAUCGAUAUAUAAGAUUAACCUCAUCACUUGUUAUGAUUUACGUAAUAGUUUUAUAUAUAUUUGAAAAACUUGGUAGUGGACCGCUAUGGCAUUCUGGUUGCCAAUCAGAAAUAAAUAAUUGCAGAAAACAUGGGUGGUCACUAUUUUUAUAUAUCCAAAACUAUGUAAACUGGGAUGAAUUGUGUUUAAUUCCACUAUGGUAUUUAUCCGCUGAUAUGCAAUUAUUUUUGCUUGCACCUUUAGUUCUGAUUCCAAUUUCUUUGAUUUUAACCAAGCCCAAAGGAUUUAAGUUGGCCAUGAUGAUGCUGGGAAUGCUCAAUAUAAUUUUCGUAAUAUUAAAUAUUGGAAUUAGAGAAAAUUUUCCCGAAACAACCAAAAAUGACUUUGAUACACAUGGUAGACUUACAGAUUUUUUUAUAGGAAUGAUGAUGGGCAUAUUUAUGAGAUUUAAGAAAGACCAGCCAUUUUUUGGUAACAUGAAUAAUAAAUCAGUCAUCAAUAUUCUUAUCUGGAUAGCUGUGUUGAUUUCAAUGUUUUGUUUAUUUCUAUUUUAUCAAGAUGCUGUAGUAAAAUUUAAUCGGACUCACAGAACUCUGUUUUAUGCUUUUGGAAGGACAAUUUGGGCAGUUGGACUUUCCUGGAUGGUGUACUCUUGCUACCAUGGCUAUGGAGGGUUUAUUAACUGGUUUCUUUGUAGACCUAUUUUUCAAGUACUUGGAAAGUUAAGUUAUUGUAUGUAUCUAAUUCAUUAUUUAGUACUGGGUCACUACUCUUUUAGUAAUCGUAUGCAAUGGUACAUGAGUCAUUACGUUGAGUUUAACUUAUUUUGUGGAUACUACAUUGAAACACUACUACUCUCUUUUAUUUGGUCGUUAUUUAUUGAAUCUCCAAUUUUGACCAUAGAAAGAUAUUUUUUUAGUAGAGUAAAACAGGAAGCUACUGAACCAAAAAUCAAUGUUAAGAACUUCAAAUCUACAGAAGCAUAGGUACCUAUAUUUAUUAUUUUUGUAGUGAUUUUAUAUUAUUAAAUAAAUCUAAACUUUCUUGUAUUUUAAAUUUUUUAUUAUUUAUUUUCUUUUAA
Psylliodes chrysocephalus is the source of this 2102-nucleotide messenger RNA. The record is from the annotation of a GenBank genome assembly. NCBI's taxonomy places the organism in Eukaryota, Metazoa, Arthropoda, Insecta, Coleoptera, Chrysomelidae.